AUGAACAUCUUUCUAUACUUUCCGGUGUAUUUACUGGGAAAGCCUAUUUCUGACGCGUCUUCAUUGAAAUUACGAAGCAGCUGGCCACACUCUACGAACAUGAGGUUACCCAUCUCUUUCCUCGCUUAUGUAAUAUCUGAACUCAAUAAUUGUGGUGAUGGAAAGAA
This is a messenger RNA of Acaulospora colombiana, 167 nucleotides long. NCBI's taxonomy places the organism in Eukaryota, Fungi, Glomeromycota, Glomeromycetes, Diversisporales, Acaulosporaceae. The record is from the annotation of a GenBank genome assembly.